Molecule: messenger RNA, 726 nt
Organism: Aureobasidium musti
Lineage: Eukaryota; Fungi; Ascomycota; Dothideomycetes; Dothideales; Saccotheciaceae
Source: the annotation of a GenBank genome assembly
AUGGCCUCUCCUGCUCUCCGUAAUGUUGCUUCGCAAUGCCGCAAGAGUCGCCGAGUCAGCAUUAGGUCCCGGCUGACUGUCCAAAGGNACCACAUCACCGAGUUGGGUAACAAGAAGCCAGCAAACCCUUUUUUCUUCCUGAAGCCUCCAUCAUCCAUUCUUCUCAAGGGUGAUGGACCUGUUCUGCGUCCCAGAGGUGUCAAUGUUCACUACGAGGUCGAGCUAGGCCUUGUCAUGGGUCGCAAGGUCAGAGAUCUCGACCCCAAUGACACCCAAGCUGCUUUGGACUCUAUCGAAAGUUACCUUCUUACCAUUGACAUGACCGGUCGCAAUGUUCAAGAAGAAGCCAAGAAGAAGGGUCUUCCUUGGAGCAUCGCAAAGGGCUUCGACACCUUUCUCCCAAUUGCCGGUCCUAUCGCCAAGUCCAAGAUCCCCGAUCCUCACAACAUCGAGUUGUUCUUGAGUGUCAAUGGCGAGAUGAAGCAGAAUGACAACACCAACCUCAUGCUCUUCCAGAUCCCUAGGCAAUUGGCCGACAUCAGCAGAGUCAUGACUCUUGAGAAGGGCGACAUCAUCUUGACUGGUACCCCUAAGGGUGUGGGGUCCGUCAAGACAGGUGAUGUUAUCAAAGCUGGCAUGCGUGUGGAUGGCAAGGAAAUUGAAGAAGCUAGCAUUGAGGUCGAAGUCAAGGAUCGCGACGGUCCUUACGAGUUUAGCGAGACAUAA